Capsicum annuum is the source of this 1237-nucleotide messenger RNA. RefSeq lists its product as uncharacterized. Gene Ontology annotation, cellular component: membrane. The transcript has 6 exons. Gene Ontology annotation, biological process: respiratory electron transport chain. Lineage: Eukaryota; Viridiplantae; Streptophyta; Magnoliopsida; Solanales; Solanaceae. The record is from RefSeq and is a predicted model, not a curated record. Bases 165 to 923 code for a protein of 252 amino acids.
UAAAACUAUAGUAUAUAGUCGUGUCACUUUCUUUGCCUUACCAAUUUUUCUCUUAUCUCCAACACCAACAACUACUAAAAAUUUUGCCUACAACUAUAUACUAAAAAUUCUUGAAAAUAUAACCAAUCCUUUUUUUUUUUUUUUUUUUUUGCUUUGUUUCACCUAUGGCUAAUAUGUUGAAUGCUUCACAAAUUGCAUUCACAAAAUACCCUUCUUUUUCUUUAUUUAAUUAUUAUCAACAAUCUUCGAAGAAUGUAGUGUUUGGCAAUGCAAAAAUAAGGGGUUGUUUGGCUACUACUUUAGCUUACAAGAAGUUGAAUUCUAAAAAUAUUGUUGAAAUAGUGAAAGAAGAAAAUGAAGUUGAAGAAAAAUUUUCUAGUAAUGAGAGUGAAACUCUUUUGUAUUCAUUCAGUCCAUUGCCAUUGAUGUUUAUUGCUGCUCUUCCUGGAGCUGGAACGAUAAGAUCUCUGUUUGGGCCUUUCGUUGAGCUUGUAAAAUCAUGGAAUCUACCUGAUUGGCUUGUACAUUGGGGACAUCCUGGUAACAUGGCUGUUGUGCUCUUUGCUAUGGGUGGUUAUGGAACUUACCUUGGUUUUCGGAUACGAUUUUCUGAUGAUGUGGAGGAAAAGGCGAAAGCCAAAGACUUGCAUCCGAAACUUCUAGGAGGAAUGUUCUUCUUCUUUGCUCUUGGAGCUACUGGUGGAAUAACAUCUCUACUUACUUCAGAUAAGCCUAUUCUUGAAAGUCCUCAUGCUGUUACAGGUUUUAUUGGCCUUACACUUUUGACUAUACAAACCAUUUUACCUACACUAUUUGAGGGAAAUCCUGGAUUGAGGAAUGUACAUGGCAUAUUGGGUAGUGGUAUAAUGACAUUGUUUCUCGUACACGCCGCGCUUGGACUUCAGCUCGGUCUAAGUUACUAAAACUUGUCAAUUCAUGAUGAACGAAGAACUAGUCGAUUGGGAUACGCUCUAUAUACUCUUUUUUUUUUUUGUAUCGAGAAACGUUUUAUUUAGAGGAGAGAAAAAUUUACUAUUGUUUGGUAACUAUAGAAGUGUAGUUCAAAUUUGACAUGAAGGGUAUUUGUAUCGAGAUCCAAUUAAAUCCAGAAUCGGACAUUGCAGGGUUCAUUUCUGGAUGAGGAGCUUCCGAUAAGAUUUUUUCUUUGGAGAAAGGACAAAAACGACACUUCAAUUUAAACUAUUUCCAUGAAAAUGGUCAUAGAAUUUAAAUUUCA